Molecule: messenger RNA, 1761 nt
Organism: Diaporthe batatas
Lineage: Eukaryota; Fungi; Ascomycota; Sordariomycetes; Diaporthales; Diaporthaceae
Exons: 6
Coding region: 1-1761 (586 amino acids)
Biological process (GO): transmembrane transport
Molecular function (GO): transmembrane transporter activity
Source: RefSeq, a predicted model, not a curated record
AUGGCUGGGGCAAAUCACGGCGGCGAUCCAGGCUCAUCACACGAUGAUACCAUGGCAGACCAUCACACCACAUCAAGCACAACGGAGACCGACUACGAGAAGCACCAUGAAAUAGUGCAUGAUGACACAGACCGAGAAAAUAAGAUCGAGAUCGCAGCAGCAGAGGGCCAUGACGCAGACACCCCUUCCAACAUUGGCUACCUCCUCGACGAGCGAGGCGAGCUGAAGAGGCAGCGUUCCAUCGCUGAGCAGGCGAGCCUGGCGCUGGCCAAGACCAGGAGUAACGCGUCCCACCACCAGAACGGCGCCAGCGACCUCGAGAAGGGCGCCACGACGGACGGCGACGGUGAAAAGGACGCGCACGCGGGCGAGAGCGAUCCGAACGUCGUCUGGUGGGACGGCCCCGACGACCCAGAGAAUCCUAUGAACUGGCCCAGCUGGCGAAAGGUCCUGACUUGCACUAUCAUCUCCUUUCUGACCUUUGUCACGCCGCUCGCGUCCUCCAUAUUCGCCCCUGGCGUGCCGGAACUGAUGAGGGACUUCCGUUCCGACAGCAACCUACUGGCCUCGUUCGUCGUGUCCGUCUAUGUGCUGGGCUUCGCAUUUGGACCAUUGAUCAUUGAGCUUUACGGAAGGUCAAUUGUCUAUCACGUCAGCAACGUGGGUUUCGUGGCCUUCCUCGUUGGCUGCGCGCGCGCCCCAGACUUGAACAGCCUGAUUGUCUUCCGGUUCUUCUGCGGCUGCUUCGGCGCCAGUCCGCUCACAAACGGCGGUGGCUCGAUCGCCGAUAUCAUCCGCCAGGAGAAGCGAGGAAGCGCCAUGGCUGCAUUCAGCAUCGGCCCACUGCUCGGCCCCAUCAUUGGUCCCGUCGCCGGUGGGUUCCUCACCGAAGCCAAAGGCUGGAGAUGGGUGUUCUACGUGCUGGCCAUGGUAGGCGGUGCUGUGACAAUCAUGAUGUUCAUCUUUAUGCGCGAGACGUACGCCCCCGUGAUCCUGCAGCAGAAAACCCUCAGGCUGCGAAAGGAGACGGGCAACGAGCUACUGCGGUCGAAGCUCGACAUCGGCUUAUCUCCGCGCGACCAUUUCUAUCGCAGCAUUGUCCGGCCUUUGAAGAUGCUCAUCAGAUCGCCUAUUGUUGCGGUCUUUGCGGUAUACAUCGCAGUGGUCUACGGGUACCUUUACCUCAUGUUCACUUCCAUGACAGAAGUUUUCCAGCAGACAUAUCAUUUUAGCACCAGCAUCACGGGUCUUGUUUUCCUUGGAAUGGGCGUUGGCUCCAUGGCUGGACUUGUCUACUUCUCGGCUACAUCCGAUCGCCACAUCCAGAAAAUGUCGAAGCUGGAGGGAAAGGGGAUGAAGCCAGAAUACCGCCUGAAGCAACUACCAGUCGGCGCUUUUAUGCUCCCCGCUGGAUUCUUCCUUUACGGAUGGACCGCCCAAUAUCACGUCCACUGGAUCGUGCCUAUUCUAGCAACUGGCAUCAUUGGGAUGGGGAACAUCAUCAUUUUCAUGAGCCUCCAGCUAUACCUUGUUGAUGCGUUCACCAUAUUUGCCGCUAGCUCACUCGCCGCCAAUACCGUCGUCCGAUCCGUAGCAGGUGCUGUGUUGCCGUUGGCAGGGUUGUCGAUGUAUGAUGUUCUAGGUUUGGGAUGGGGCAACAGCUUGUUGGGCUUCAUUGCACUGGCGCUGGCUCCAUUGCCUUUUUGGAUCAUGGCCAAAGGAGAGUGGAUGAGGACAAAGUGGGAGCUCAAGGACCUUUAG